AUGCGGACAUUUGAUUGUAUCAAAGCGCCGCUAUCCCGACUUUUCUAUCGGUACGGUCGAUAUGUUGCGCAGCAUCCAUUGCCAUUCAUCGCAAUACCGGUGCUAAUUACCGCUUUCUGUUCCAUUAGCCUUCUUCACAUUCAUCCUGUUACCGAUCCUAUUUAUCUUUUCACUCCCAGGAAUGCUCCAAGUAAGUACGAACGACAAAUCAUCCAUAAUCUAUGGCCUUUACAUUACAAUAAUUAUAUUCCCGGUCGAGCAGUAACACAAUCCCGUGAAGUACAGGUAAUAGUAGUAAGUCGAGAUGGCGGUAAUAUCCUAGAACGACCAUAUUCUGAAGCAGUGCGACGUUUGGAUUUUUUUAUUCAGAACCGUGUAAAAUUAUAUUAUAUGGGUAAAACAUACAGGUACCAUGAUUUAUGUCUGGAAUGGCGUAAUGAAGGAUGUCCAGGAAAUAAGCAUAUCCACAUUGUCAGUGAUCUUUAUCAACAUGGUAUCAAUGUCACAUAUCCGACUGUACGAUUCGGCUCCGCGAGCGGUUAUAUUGGUGGUGCGCUUGGUGGGGUAUCACUUUUCCGUGAAGCUAACGGUAGUGCUUCAUUGGCUGGUGGUCUUGCUUGGUUUAUGAUAUAUCAUCUUAAAUUCUUUCCACAUAACAUUAGUUAUAUCUCUGGAUUAUGGGAAAAGAAAUUACAAGAAGCAUUGGAUGGCUAUCCGCUUGAUCCUUCCAUUGCAUUCACUUAUUUGCAUUCACAAUCGUUGACGGAAGAAUUGAAACGUAACGCAAAUUCAUUGAUUCCACGUUUUGUGAUAGCAUUUUCAAUUCUUGUUUCCUUCUCUCUUCUAUGUUCCUUAGUCUUUGUCAGUGGAACAUUUUAUGUUGAUUGGGUCCUUUCUAAGCCAAUAUUAUCAUUGCUUGGUGUUAUCAAUGCUGGAAUGGGUAUCGUUACUGGUAUUGGAAUUACUAGUUUUUGUGGUGUGCCAUAUAGUGAUAUUGUUGGUGUGAUGCCAUUUCUUUUGGUAGCUGUAGGCACUGACAAUAUGUUCCUAAUGGUAGCAGCUGUUCGACAUACCAAUCGGGCCUUUCCGGUUCCAAAACGGAUUGGCGAAUCAAUGAGUGAUGCGGCUAUAUCAAUUUUAAUAACUUCACUCACCGAUGCCUUUUCUUUUGGCGUUGGUGCAAUUACUAGGCAAAUAUCCUUCUUUUGUGCACUGCUGUCGUUGGCUACAGAAUGGGAAGCAUCAGGACUGCACUGUUUAUGGCUUCAGCCAACCGUGCCGGAUACAUUUAUCAAAGCAACAUCACUUAAAUGUCGAUUAUUUUGGAUGGGUUCAAGAGCCGAUCCUGACCCGAAAAAUUUGGAGCAAAAUUUGAAAGAUACAAGUGCAAAAAUAUUCUUCAAGGAAUGGUUUGCUCCAGUAUUGAUGAAUCCAGUGGUGAAGAUACUUGUUGUCAUGUGGUUCUUCAUCUACAUUGCUCUGUCUAUAUACGGUUGCCUUCAUUUACGUGAAGGCCUUGAACCAAUUAAUUUAUUAGUGCAAGAUUCCUAUGCCAUCCCACAUUAUCGCUAUCUGGAAAAGUAUUUCUGGAAUUAUGGUGCCCCUCUUCAGAUUGUCGUGAAUAAUGCGCCUGACCUGCGAGACAUAAAUGAAAGGCGUCGAGUACAAUCAAUGGUGCAUGCAUUUGCUAAUACGAAGUAUUCCAUUGGUGACGAUAGCAUACAAUUUUGGCUGAAAGAAAUGGAAAUUUAUUAUAAGAAAGAAUUGGAAAUAGACAUUGUUGAUUCGGAAAUAUACGGAAUGGCGGAACAUUUCUUUUCGGCGAAAUCUCAGGAUAUCUGGAGUGAAGAUGUCAUCUGGGAAACUAAUCAACAGGGUUUCUACAGUAUCCGAAGUUUCAGAUUUUUGAUAGGCAUGAAACAUAUUUCAAAAACAUAUUACCAAGAAGAUGCAACAAAGACAUUCCGAGAAGUAGCUGAACACUAUUCAUCCUACAACAUUACCACAUUUUCACCUUUGUGGCUGUUCACUGACCAGUAUGCCAUUGUGAUUUCCAAUACCAUACAAAAUAUUCUGAUAGCAUUAGUGGUAAUGAUUAUAAUUGCGAUGUUACUAAUACCACAACCACUUUGCUCCAUUUGGGUGGCAUUUUCUAUUGCAUCCAUUGAUCUUGGCGUUAUCGGCUUUAUGACAUUAUGGAAUGUCAAUCUGGAUGCAAUAUCGAUGAUAACGAUAAUAAUGUCGAUCGGUUUUUCGGUUGAUUAUUCAGCUCAUAUUACCUAUGGAUAUGUUAUCUCGGCUGAAUCUGCUCCCGAGCAACGAGUGAAAACAGCGCUUGGAGCGCUUGGAUGGCCUGUCACACAGGGAGCGAUGUCAACAAUUUUGGCUGUUGUUGUUCUGGCUGAUAUACCAGCUUAUAUGAUCGUUACCUUUUUCAAA
Messenger RNA from Acanthocheilonema viteae, 2439 nucleotides. The record is from the annotation of a GenBank genome assembly. Lineage: Eukaryota; Metazoa; Nematoda; Chromadorea; Rhabditida; Onchocercidae.